UUCCAGGAUUGCUUUGCAGUGCUCUAGUUAAAGAAGGAAAUUACAUAUCAGAAAUCGUUUUGAAGAAUGCCGCACGGACAUUCUCAUAGCGCAGGCUGCGGACAUGAAGCCCUUGGCAUUGAAAAUGAACUCGAAGUUGGCAUACAGUAUAGUUUGUAUGAGAAAAUUGAUAUGAACAACUUGGAAUGUUUGAAUGAAGAGUUGGAAGGCUCCGGGAAAACCGUAUUUAAAUCGUAUUGUGACAGAUUGAAUCGCGAAAAGUUCGUUAGAAGUGAUGCAGACGAAGAGCUCCUGUUCAACAUACCAUUUACGGGAAACGUGAAGCUUAAAGGAGUCAUCAUAAUCGGUGCGGACGAUGAUACACAUCCGAAAAAAAUGAGGUUGUUCAAGAAUCGUCCUAAAAUGACAUUCGAUGAUGCAGCAGUCAUUGCAGAUCAGGAAUUCGACCUAGAACGAGAUACGCACGGCGUAAUAGAGUAUUCAACAAAGGUAGUGUCAUUUGCAAACGUGCAUCAUCUGUCCAUUCAUAUACCAUGUAACUACGGAAACGAUUCUACGACGGUUUACUACAUUGGACUGAAGGGGGAAUUCAGUGAGGCGCAACACCAUGGCGUUACAAUUUGUACCUACGAGUCUCGACCAAAUGUAUCCGACCAUAAAAAUAGUCUCUUCGACUCGGUAAACCACCAAAUUCAGUAAUAAACUACUCCGAUGUUGUUAAAAUUUA
Anopheles coustani is the source of this 727-nucleotide messenger RNA. RefSeq names its product PITH domain-containing protein GA19395. The record is from RefSeq and is a predicted model, not a curated record. The transcript has 3 exons. The coding region runs from base 67 to 699 and encodes 210 amino acids. Gene Ontology annotation, cellular component: nucleus. Lineage: Eukaryota; Metazoa; Arthropoda; Insecta; Diptera; Culicidae.